This is a messenger RNA of Colletotrichum lupini, 2613 nucleotides long. RefSeq names its product voltage gated chloride channel. Bases 1 to 2613 code for a protein of 870 amino acids. Gene Ontology annotation, molecular function: voltage-gated chloride channel activity. Lineage: Eukaryota; Fungi; Ascomycota; Sordariomycetes; Glomerellales; Glomerellaceae. The transcript has 7 exons. The record is from RefSeq and is a predicted model, not a curated record. Gene Ontology annotation, cellular component: membrane; early endosome; Golgi apparatus. Gene Ontology annotation, biological process: transmembrane transport; chloride transport.
AUGGCGGAAUUACCGGACGAUAACGCGCCUUCGGGCCCUCCCUCGCCGAUGAGUACGCGACGACCGAGAUUCGACUCUCGGAGAAGCUCGGUCGGAGGAGAGCCGGAUGAGCGCUCCCCUCUGCUUCUGGGUGGCGCAAGAUCAAGAAGGCGUCUUCACCAAUCCGGUCCGGAGAGCCCAAAGUAUCUGACUCCGGGCCUGUCAAGAAAUCAUAGCACUGCCGGGAGCAUCAGAAGUUUACACCACAGUCGCAACCCGUCCUUGGGCCAACGCCUCUCACAUGCCUUCUCCGACUUUCCCGAUCCGAUGAGCGAGUCGAAACGAUCAAUACAACCCAACGAGCGCGUAUGGUACGAUCAGUUUACAUCCACCGACUGGGUCCAUGAUAAUAUCAUCGAUGCCCACCGAGUCAAGGCUCUGAAGAUGCGCAAGGACUUUCGGGGAAGGUUAUAUGCCAUCUUCGACGCUUCACAAGGAUGGAUUCUGAGUGCGCUAUGCGGUUUCAUCGUCGCCCUCGUCGCCUACGUAGUCAACUUAUCGGAAGCCACUGUCUUCGAUUAUAAGUACGGAUAUUGCGCGCGGGGCUGGUACAUUAGCGAGAGACAAGGCCCUUGCGAAGAUUGGCAAACCUGGUCCGAGGUUUUGAGGUUUUGGCCAUUUGGAGAUGUAGGCACCGAAUUCACCAUCUAUUUGGUUGGCUGCGUUAGCUUGGCAGGCAUCGCCUGUGCCAUGACCUUGACCACAAAGACCGUGGUACCCUCGGCAUACCGGAUGACGACGUUCGACGAAAACCUCGCGGCAGAGCUUGCGCCGUACGCAGACGAUCCGACGAGCGACGAAAGCCCGACUCCCCCAGAAGUCGUUGAGGCGAUUGAGGCCGCUGUACCUCCCCCGAUGGUGUAUUACUCUGCUGCCGGGAGUGGGGUGGCCGAAGUGCGUGUCAUUCUCAGUGGUUUUGUCCUGCACGGUUUCCUCGGUGUGAAAACCUUGGUCAUCAAGUCUGCCGCUCUCAUUCUCAGUGUGGCGUCCGGCCUCAGCCUCGGCAAAGAAGGCCCCUACGUGCACAUUGCUACCUGUAUUGGAAACAUUGCUUGCCGUCUCUUUUCCAAGUAUGACAAGAACGAUGCCAAGAGGCGCGAGGUGUUGUCUGCAGCUGCAGCUGCAGGUGUGGCCGUCGCUUUUGGCGCUCCUCUAGGAGGUGUUCUCUUCGGUCUCGAGGAAGUCUCGUAUUUCUUCCCAGCGAAGACACUCUUCCGCACCUUCUUCUGCUGUAUUGUAGCCGCACUAUCGUUGAAGUUCCUCAACCCCUACGGCACACACAAGAUUGUAAUGUUCCAAGUCAAGUAUGUGGCAGAUUGGCACUACUUUGAGAUCGUCUUCUAUAUCGUCAUCGGCAUCCUGGGUGGUGCUGCCGGUGCUCUUUUCAUCAAAGCCUCUAAGCACUGGGCCAAAUCAUUCAGAAGGAUCACUUUCAUCAAGACGUAUCCAAUGCUCGAGGUACUUCUGGUUGCUGUCGUCACCGGUAUCAUGAGUUAUUGGAACGUCCACACAAAGCAGCCUGUGGCCAAACUGAUGCUUAACCUUGCAGCCCCAUGUCACGACGGCUCCGGUCGCGAAGACUAUGGCCUCUGCCCAACUGCUAUGAAGGACAUUCCACCUGUGCUUCUCAGCCUUUUCACUGCAUUCCUUAUCAAAGGUUUCUUGACGAUCAUCACGUUUGGCAUUAAAGUUCCUGCCGGUAUCUACGUUCCGUCCAUGGUGGUCGGCGGUCUCAUGGGCAGACUUGUCGGCCAUGUGGUGCAGUACAUGGUUCUGCUUUGGCCCGACUUUGGGUUGUGGGGGGCAUGUGCCGCAAAGGAGGCGGGAUCCUGCAUUCAGCCGGGAGUAUACGGUCUCAUUGCUGCUGGAUCAACCAUGUGCGGUGUAACCCGACUCUCAGUUACACUUGCAGUCAUUCUGUUCGAGCUUACCGGCAGCUUGGAUUAUGUUCUGCCAUUCUCUCUGGCAAUCUUGGUGGCCAAGUGGACUGCGGACGCCAUUGAGCCGAACAGCAUCUACGAUCUCCUGACAAGCAUGAACUCGUACCCCUUCUUGGACAACAAGCACAAGCCCAUUUUCACUUCGGAUCUUGCAGACAUCGUUCCUCGUGUCCGACGUGAACGCGUCAUUGACAUCAGCGCCUCUCCAGUGGUGUCUGCAGUCAGCCUUCGCAGCAAGUUGCAGACCCUCCACAGAGCUGGAGAGAUUGACGGAGGUCUUCCCAUCAUCCGGGAUGGCAUCCUUGUUGGCCUAAUCCCCGCUCCAGACUUGGAAUUUGCUCUCGAUAACUUGGAUGACGAGGCAUCAAGCAUGUGCUUGAUGGCCCAAGUUGCAACCAUUGAGGACUCUGAUGAUGAUGAUGGUGAGACGGACAAGACUGAUUUUACUCCAUACAUCGACCCUGCACCUGUGGCUUUGGACAUGCGAUCCCCUAUGGAUCUUGUUUACGAGUGUUUCGUCAAGCUCGGUCUGCGCUUCGUGUGUGUGCUGAAGAAUGGACGUUAUGCAGGAAUGGUACAUAAGAAGAGCUUCGUGAGAUACAUGCGGGAUCUUGAGGAGAAGGAGGGCCAUUGA